Molecule: messenger RNA, 1522 nt
Organism: Aureobasidium pullulans EXF-150
Lineage: Eukaryota; Fungi; Ascomycota; Dothideomycetes; Dothideales; Saccotheciaceae
Exons: 11
Coding region: 203-1381 (392 amino acids)
Source: RefSeq, a predicted model, not a curated record
UGUUGGAAUAGGCGUACCAGAGCCGCCAGAAUAAACGGCCACAUCAAUGACGGCACGCAUAGUGUUGUAGGCUGAGGAACGCCUGCUGCUGAAACGUCUCAAAAGCAAGAUUUGCGAUACAUAUCAUUGUGGCUCCUGCUCGAUCGUCAGAUCUGCUUCGCUCGUGGCCUCUCAACGUUCUGUGACCUAGGCCCUAGACACCAUGAUCUCUCCUCCGACCGAAGUGCCUGCACCGGCCAGAGUGGUCACGAUGAUCCUCACUAUGUUCACUAUUGCCAUUCUAGCUGUGUUCUUCACACGACGUCUUCACCAGGUCAAAAGUUGGACAACAUUACCUGUUCUCAACUGGCUGGUCCUCGCCAUCUACGUUGAUUCAUUCUUCUUCGUGUUUUUCACUGGCAUCCUCUCCAAAGCGUUCAGCGUGAAUGCUUCGGCCGGCUUUUGCGAUGCCGCCAUCCUUUUGUGCCUCAUAUCCUAUAUGUCCACUAAGAUUUUGUUGUACUACUUUCUGGUCGAGAAGUGUUAUCUUAUUCGCAGCGCCGGUGAACCUCGGAGGCAGAGUAAACUAUGGUUGUUCAACUUCUUUGGAGUCAUAUGCCCCUACAUUGUGUUAGUCGUCUUGAUGAUCGUCUAUCGUAUUUCCUAUAUGAAUAAGGAAGGAGUUUGUAUAAUAGGCAUGCAACGAAACGCGUUGGUUCCGACCAUCGUUUUUGACGUCUUUCUGAACGUCUGGCUUACCACCCUCUUCCUUCAGCCUCUACGUGAUUGCUAUUCGUACAAGCAGCAGUCGAGCAGUAGGCUACGUAACGUGGUCGUGCGCACCUUUGUAGGCAGUUGUGCCACGCUCGCGCUCAGCAUUACAAACCUCACCGUGAUCGCAAUCCUGGACGGAGAGCCCGGAUACAUUUGUCUCUGCUUAUGCAAUCUUGACAUCUUGUGCACAACUCUCAUACUACACUGGGUGUCCUCCGUCGAUGCGCCAGAGGACAAUGACGUUUCCUCCAACGCGAGAAGAAUUCAGAACAUCGUGACGAUAAGAGCCGCAUCCAAUAGUAGCACCAAGCCGGACCUCUUAGAAGGAGCCGAAAAAGGAGUGACCCUUCAAGUCGACAUUGAGUUCCAAAGCGGAAGUGAUGAUGCUUCAGCAAACGCCCUCAGCACGAAUAGCAUGCAAGAUACGGAAGUUUUGAAUUACAACCCAAGCGCCAAGAGUGCCAGAGAGAGCCGGGAGUUUGAUCAAACCUGGCGUUUGAUAAACUCCGUAGUCAUCAAACACAUCUACGAGUAUCUUCUGAUCAAUUUUGGUGCUACAACCCUGAUGACACGUUCUUUGUGUACCUUAAGAUUUGGGAAACAAGCACGUACGGCCACAGUCAGCUGAAAACUGGGCAUCCCGUCCGCUCUGCCAUACAUAAGCAGUUGAACGGCAGAUUAGUACUACGGUGGGUGACCACGUGGGAAUCCCUGCUGCUGUACGUUUUGUCUUGUAGCUUUUCUUUUUGCACAUGUUUCUCGCUUUUUC